This is a messenger RNA of Eufriesea mexicana, 2367 nucleotides long. Its product is annotated as daughter of sevenless. The transcript is spliced from 7 exons. Lineage: Eukaryota; Metazoa; Arthropoda; Insecta; Hymenoptera; Apidae. The coding region runs from base 317 to 2083 and encodes 588 amino acids. Gene Ontology annotation, cellular component: cytoplasm. Gene Ontology annotation, molecular function: signaling adaptor activity. Gene Ontology annotation, biological process: signal transduction. The record is from RefSeq and is a predicted model, not a curated record.
AUGGAGGCACGAUGACGAUAGUCGGACUUCUCUGCGUAUCAUAGUCUCGCUUCGGUGUUCCUCUUUAAUUCUUCUGUAGCUCCUCAGAGGGUGUUUGUCGUUGAUGAUGCGCAUUAGUGGUGGAAUGUUGUUGAUGUGUUAGUUGUGCAUCAUUGAGGAGAGAUCGCUAGAUGGUCGGCAUAUCUGUGAGAUCGCUGCUGCGCCGUCCAAAAAUAGAUAAAUGAACGACGAGCGUGCCAUCCUUGUUGUCGGUGGUUCCACGCACUCCGUAACAAUGUACGAUUAUUAAAAGGUUUGUGGCCAACGCCGGAUAGGAAUGGAAGUGCUCAAAACCAGCCAAGAGAUUGUGCAUGAAGGGUGGCUUAUUAAAUCACCACCUACCAAACUUUGGCGAGCGCGUUGGAGGAAAAGGUGGUUUGCUCUUCGACAUAGUGGGGAAUUGCCUGGACAAUAUUUUUUGGAGUAUUAUACGGAUAGACGUUGUAGAAAAUUAAAGGGUCGCAUUGAUCUUGAUCAAUGUGAGCAGGUAGAUGCAGGUUUAAGGUUUGAAAAUCGUAAGCAAAAGUAUCAAUAUAUGUUUAAUGUUAAAACACCGAAAAGAACAUAUUAUUUAGUGGCAGAAAGUGAAGCUGAUAUGAAUAAGUGGGUAGAUGCUGUAUGUCAAGUUUGUGGCUUAAAGGCAUACACUCAAGAUGAGGAACAGCAAUGUCAAAUGUUCCAGUUUGAAACGCAAGAAUCCCCACCAAUUUCACCUACCAGUACUAUCUCUGGUCCUUACAUUCCUAUUAGCGAAUGUAUUUCUGGUCGACGGUUAAACGAUACUAGUUCCCUCAGUUCGGCUUUGGGACAAGGACCUGAACACUAUGAUGCCCCAAGAAGAUUGGCCCCUUCUCCUCCUAGAUCUCCUACAACAACUGAUGCGGAAAGUGUUUUUACCGACGACGAGUGGACUGCACCGGUGCCUAGUGUGAACUGGGAAACUUUUCCUUCUUCUGGUGAAUCCAAACAACAGCAUGGUACAAGCGAUGCCGAGAUUGGUUCUUGGAGUGUUCGAAAGCGAUUUGGAAAGUUGAGAAUCGUUGACUCGACUGUUCCGCCUGCUGUAGAAAAGUUACCGGCACCUCCUAGACCACCAAAACCUCCUCACAUGUUACCUGAAAAUCCUGGUCAUAAUUAUUUAAAUUUAGAUGGUGCUACCGAAAGCUCAAAACCUACAACUCCAGCGACUCCUGCGCCAUCAACUCCCGCAACUGCAAUUGUAACAGACGAAUCGUACGAUUUCCCAAGAUCUCAUCAACCAGGAGUACCCGAGCCAAGCACAAUAGACAAACAUUUUUAUUCUAAUGCUGCUCCAAGCAAUAUCGAAGAUACGCGCGUAUUCCGGUACGACUUUCAGGAAGAGGAGCCGUCUAGCCCACGUUCUGAAAGUUCAGCAACUGCUACGUAUUCAAAUUUACCAAGCCCACUUGUUCGAGAUAAUUCAUCUUCGGUACCAACAACGAUGGCCCCACCACCACCAGUUGUCUACCGAGAAUUAAAGCCAGGAAGGAAAACUAGCGAUUCUACGUCGGUUAUCAGUAACGAAGCUUCCCCAGGACCGAUAACGUCAGUUUUGGAAAUGAGUUCUGCUGAACAUUCUCCCGCUGAGCCACCGAGUAUUAACAGAAAGCUCAAACCUCCGUUAAAUAAAUCUCCCGUGGAAGGACCUUUACAAUUAGCCUCUCCACCUGGAAGAGGAAGAAUUAGAGCGGCUCCUAGUCCUACACCUCCAACUCACGUUCAUUCGAAUCGACAUCAAUCAACAUCGGAUGAAGAUAAUAAUGCUUUCGACGAUAAAGAAGAGAUAUACUACUAUCAAGAUCAAAAUAUUCCUGCUUCGAAUAGACGCCUUGUUGUUUUGCAAUAUUUAGAUCUCGAUUUGGAAGCAACAGAAAAUUUCACUUCUUCAAGCUUACCACCUACUCAGUCUCCUCCAAAUACAACAGUGUAUAAAACAGUGGAUUUCUUGAAAACUGAAGCGUUUAAUCGCACUCGUCAACGAGUCGAGGAAGAGAGGAAACAAUGUACAGAUGAAUUGGCAUAGUUUUGAAUUUUGUUUCCUAGAGCUUUUAGCAUAACAAAGAAGAAGAGAAGAAGAACCGCAACUUUCUUUUAGGUAGUGUAUAAUAUUGUUAUCAUUUAUUAGCACUUCACGAUAUUACAAGGCUGCGAUUCCUAUGCAGUAUUUAGCGAUUCUUCAAGUGCCUUUUAAAUUUGUAUGUUUGUUAUUAAAUUGAAGAUUAUUUGAAAUCUUCGUUAUCAAUGAUAUAUGAUAGAUGGAAACCGAAGAGAGCAAUAUUAAAUGGACCAAAAAUGUAAUAUUAAAGU